UUAAGUUCCAUUCCACGUAUGAAUUUCUUGGUGGGUUCCUAGUCAUUAAUUUGAAUAGUAACUAUUAGUAAUGACCCUUAUAUUUUAAAUUUCAGAUGGAUGUACUAAGUUUCCAAAAACCAUUUUCUCCAUUGCAAUUUUUUGUUUGACUUUCCAUGGCUGCCAAAGGUUUCUCUGAAGCAUCUUCUUCUGGCUUCAAAUGGAACCAUGAUGUCUUUCUAAGUUUCAGAGGUGAAGACACUCGGAAGAACUUCACGGAUCAUCUCUACGCAGCUUUGGUGAGAGAUGGAGUGGUUACCUUCAGAGAUGACGAUGAACUUCCCAGGGGAAAAGACAUCUCCUCGGAGCUCCUCAAAGCAAUUGAAGAAUCAAAACUUUCUAUAGUGGUUUUCUCUAAAAACUAUGCUUCUUCCAGGUGGUGUCUUGAUGAGCUUGUCAAGAUUAUUGAGUGCAAAAACACAACUGGCCAGAUUGUUAUUCCAGUCUUCUACGAUGUUGAUCCAUCUGAUGUCCGAAAGCAGAUCGGAAGUUAUGAAGAAGCUUUUGCUAAACACGAAGAACGGUUUAAAGAUAAGAUGGAAAGGAUCAAAAAGUGGAGAGAAGCUCUUACAGAAGCUGGAAAUUUAUCGGGUUGGGACCUUCGAAAUGUGACAAAUGGGUAUGAAUCGAGAUUUAUCCAAGAAAUUGUCAAAGAUGUGAUCGAAAAUUUAAACCGUAAUAUUCGCAAUAGCUUACAUGUCGCCACUCACCCAGUAGCUCUAGAAUCACCUGUCGAAAAGGUGAUAAGAUUAUUAGAUAUUGGAUUUGAAGAAGUUCGCGUAGUGGGCAUCUAUGGAAUGAGCGGGAUAGGUAAGACCACCAUCGCAAAAGCCGUCUACAACCUAAUGGUCCGGGAAGGAUUUGAAGGAUGCAGUUUCCUUUCAAAUAUUAAAGAUGACUCGCAGCAACCUAAUGGUCUUGCUAAGAUGCAAGAGCAGCUCCUUUCUGAUAUCUUGAAUUGGAAAAAAAUCAAGAUCGAUAAUAUUGACAGGGGUGUCAAUUUAAUCAAGGAGAGGCUUUGUUGUAGAAGAGUUUUUAUAGUUCUUGAUGACUUGAAUGAGUCAGCACAAUGGAGACCAUUAGUUGGUGAUCGGAAGUGGUUCGGUCGAGGAAGUAGGAUUCUCGUUACAACCAGAGAUGAACAUUUGCUGACUGAAUUAGAGGUGGAUGAAAGAUAUAAGGUUAAGCAAUUGAAUCAUAUAGAUUCAAUUCAGCUUUUAAGUUGGUAUGCAUUUAGGGGGCCUGUUCCAGAAAAAGAUUACUUCGAACUUUCCAACAGUUUGGUGGAGCAUGCUGAAGGACUCCCCUUAGCUCUGGAAAUUUUUGGUUCUUCUUUGUUUAAAAGAAGCCUACCAGAAUGGGAAAAUUUUGUGGAAAAAUUACAAAAGGUCCCUCACCAACAAAUUCAAAAGAAGCUUAGGAUAAGCUUUGACACACUAGAUGAUGAUUUAUUGAAAGCCAUAUUUCUUGAUAUUGCAUGUUUUUAUGUUGGGAUGGAUAAAGAUUAUGUGAUGACAAUACUAGAUGGUUGUGGAUUCUUCCCAAAAAUUGGGAUUAAAGUCCUUCUUGAAAGGUCUCUCAUAGCAAAUGACCCACAUGAUCAAAAGCUACAAAUGCAUAACCUACUCCGAGACAUGGGAAGAGAGAUUGUUCGUGAAGUAUCACCAUCUCCUGGAUAUCGAAGCAGGCUUUGGUUUCAUCAGGAUGUUGUAGAUGUAUUAACGAAACAUAUGGGGAUGGAAGCAGUGGAAGGUCUCAGCUUAGAUGUACCAGCACUAGAAGAUGACCCUAUAAGCACCGAAGCAUUUGCAAAGAUGAUCAACUUAAGAUUGCUGAAAAUCGAUUCUGUACGUUUCACUGGUUCCUAUGAAAAAUUUUCUAGAAAGUUAAGAUGGCUCUGGUGGCGUCGAUGUCCACUAAUGGUUUUGCCGCCCAACCUUCAUCUAGACAACUUAGUUGCUCUUGAAAUGCGACACAGUAGUAUCAAAAAAGUUUGGAAGGAGACAAAAGCUCUUUACAAGCUUAAAAUCCUAGAUCUGAGUUAUUCGGUAUACCUUGGAGAGACACCAAACUUUGCAAGACUCUCAAGCCUACAAAGACUUGAACUUGAAGGUUGCACAGGUUUAGUUGGGGUUGAUCAAUCUAUUGGACAUCUGGAAAAACUUGAAUUCUUGAAUUUGGCAGAGUGCAAGAACAUAAGUGAACUUCCAGACAGCAUUUGCAACUUAAGGUCUCUUGAGACAGUGAACCUCAAUGGCUGCUCAAAACUUUGUAGUUUGCCAGAGCAUUUGGGUAAAUUGGAAGCUUUGAGAAAGCUUGUUUUAAGUGGAUCUGCUAUUACAGAGUUGCCUACUUCGAUCGGACUUUUGAAGAAACUUGAAGAUCUAUCUUUAGCUGGACUGAGAGAAGAGUUACCUUUGAAGUCUUGUUUCUCUUUCUUUUCCUCAUGGAUCUCUCCAAAAAGUAGUGUGGGUUCUUCUUCUUCGCUGCUACCAGCAACGUUCUCUCAGUUAAGCUCAUUAGGAAAGGUUAAUCUUUGUGACCUCAACUUGUCUGACCAUGAAAUUUCCAUUGACUUUGGGAGUUUCCAUUUUUUGUGUAGUUUGAAUUUAGGGGGAAACAACUUCUCUAACCUACCCGCAGGAAUCAGCAACCAUCCAAGGUUAGAGACACUUGAGUUGAAUAACUGCAAAAACCUUCGAUCCAUUACAGAGCUUCCUAAAAAUUUAAGGGACGUAUACGUAAAGCAAUGCACAUCACUUGAGAGAUACCCAAACUUAUCAAACAUAGGUGGAAAACUUCUUAGAAUCGCAUUUAGUAAUUGUUGCAAAGUAGCAGACAUUCAAGUUUGGGAUUUUCAUAAAUUGUCUUCUUGUUGGCCCCUUGGACGAGAUCCUAGCCAGCCAGAGAAGUCGUUGUAUUCCAAGUUGAAGUUUUUGGAAGCUUACUUGCCAGCAAGAGAGCUGCCAAAUUGGUUCGACUACAAAGAAAUUGGAUCUUCAAUACUGUUUUGUAUGCCUUCAAUCCCGAUUGGUUUAGGUCGAGCUAUGAUUGUGUGCGCAAUCUAUUCGGUGAAUGAAGAAUGUAAUGACGAAAGUACUUCUGAAGCUUCUCUUACCAUAUAUUUUAAGAAUAAAACAAAGGGCUGUGAGACUUUUGACAGGUCAGACAAUUCCUUUGAUGGUAAUAUAUGUCAAGAUCAUGCGUGGGUGAGUUACAUGGCACCUAGUUUUGUUACCGACGGUGAAAACAACUUUACCGAUGGUGUAAACGCUGAAGAAGGAGAUGAAAUUGAAGUUUCAAUUGAGCCGCGUGGUGGAAUUCUUGUGAAGAAAUGUGGUAUUCAUCUGCCAAUUCAUGAUAGAUGGGGUUUUAAGAGCCUUAAUUGAUUUAUUUUGUUUAUUGUUGAGACCAAUAUUAAUUUUAUUAGUUGUCAAUAUCAUGAUAGUUUAACUAUAUAUAUGGAAAACAAAUAUGUUCAAGAUAUUGAUAUCAGAAUUAUUAUUCAAAUAUUUUUAAAAUAUGAAAGCACGUC
Messenger RNA from Durio zibethinus, 3574 nucleotides. The record is from RefSeq and is a predicted model, not a curated record. NCBI's taxonomy places the organism in Eukaryota, Viridiplantae, Streptophyta, Magnoliopsida, Malvales, Malvaceae.